AUGGCAGAUGGGAAAAGAAAGAAGUUUAUCAAGAGAUUAGAAGUAAGCCCUGGGGUAGUGGUGGAACGGGAGAAUCAGAUUGUCAAUGGAAUUUAUGACUUUUAUUCCAAGCUUUAUUCGAAGGAAGAGAUGACUAGACCGGGGAUUGAAGGUCUUGAAUGGGGACCUAUUGAUCAAACAGUUGCAGCAUGGCUUGGAAGACCAUUUGAUGAAAAGGAAAUUCGGGAGGCAGUUUUUUAUUGUGAGAGAGACAAAGCUCCAAGUUUGGACGUGAAUAAGAAUUUCAUUGGGGGAGACUGUGUCGAUGGCGUAAGGGCUUUUGUGAAAGGAAGACAAAUCUUAGAUGUAGUUCUAGUGGCGAAUGAAGUAGUGGAUGAAUAUAGAAGUUUAGGAAAGGAAGGAAUUCUUUUUAAGGUGGAUUUCGAUAAGGCAUAUGGUCACGUGGAUUGGGGAAAUAGAGUUAGUGCCAUACAUUUACAGUAUGCGGAUGAUACCAUAUUUUUUUCAACAAGGGAUGAAAGUGAGAUAGUUAACCUUUAUUCGAUUUUGAGACUUUUCGGGGUAAUCUCGGGGCUUAAGGUUAAUUUGGAGAAAAGUAGGGUGGUGAGCAUUAAUAUGCAGCAAGAUCUGCUUUGGAAUAGGACGGCUUUUUUAGGAUGUGGUAUAGAGGCACUUCUGUUUAAGUACUUAGGUCUUCCAUUGGGGGGUAAUCCUAGAAGUGAAGCUUUUUGGAAUCCAGUUGUGGAGAAGAUUGGUAAGAGGUUGAAAGGGUGA
Molecule: messenger RNA, 774 nt
Organism: Camellia sinensis
Lineage: Eukaryota; Viridiplantae; Streptophyta; Magnoliopsida; Ericales; Theaceae
Source: RefSeq, a predicted model, not a curated record